AGGGGAGGGAAUCACCGAUGCUCCUAUUCUAAAAUGAGUAGCUGCUGCGUAUGAGAGGCCGGCAACAAAAGCGAGGCAGGCGCGUUGUUUUUCUUCGUUUCAUUCUAGAGGAGAAGAGGACAGAAGGGCGUUCUGAGCGGGCUGCAUCAGUGUGUCUCUUGCGCAUGAUCAGCCGUCUACACAUCCCUUCUGGCCGGAGUGAACCCACAUCUCAGCAUCUCCGCCAGCAGAGAGAAAGAAAUAAAAACGCUCGCUCUCCUCCGCUAAUUGAGGCACUGAUAAGCCACUUCUAAUUUCCUCCUGGUGUGGUGCAGAUCUGGUUCUGAUCCUGUUUGGUCCAGUUCUGAUCAGAGUGUGAGAAUGGGGCUUUUGCUGUUUCUGUUGAGCCUCAGCUCCUUAGCUCUGAGCUACGCUGUCGGCGGGGACGUGUGCAUAACGGGUCAUGACAGUGGACCAGUGUUUGAAGAGCAGCCUAGCAGUGUGGUCUACCCAGAGGGACUCAGUGAGGGCAAAGUCACUCUCAACUGCCAGGCUAGAGCCAGUCCUGCUGCUACGUACAGCUGGCGUGUCAAUGGUACAGACGUCCCUGUAGGUGACCCCCGGUACACACUGGUAGCCGGUAACCUGGUGAUCAGCAGUCCCCAGUUCGGCCAUGAUGGAGGCUCCUACCAGUGUCUGGCCAUCAACCGCUGUGGCACCAUACUCAGCCGGGCCGCCAACCUCAAAUUCGGUUACCUCCAUGACUUCCCUGGGGAAGGGAGGAGCCCACAGACGGCUUACGAGGGAGCAGGUGCCUUCCUAGCCUGCCAGCCCCCCGCCCACUACCCAGCUCUUUCCUACCGCUGGUUCGUUAGCGAGUUUCCUAGCUUCAUGAAGCCUGACGGGGGUCGGUGGUUCGUUUCCCAGGUAACGGGCAACUUGUACCUGGCCAAGGCGGAGCCUAACGAUACAGCAAGUUACUUCUGCUUCACCACCAUCAACAUGGACAUUAGCACCAAGAGUACCUUCAGCAAGGCUAACCAGCUCACCGUGCAGCCAGAUGCCAACGCCAGGAAGUCAGCUCCUGCUAUCACAGUGGGUUUCCCAGCAGAGACGUACGCCCUGACAGGACACACCACCCAGCUGGAAUGCUUCGCCUACGGAAAUCCUGUCCCAAAACUUCGUUGGAGGAAGGUGGAUGGUCUGUUGCCGUCUAAGGCCGGGGCUAGUGCAGAGGGACCCAUCCUCACACUGCCUGAUAUGACUUUCCAUGAAGAGGGGGUGUAUGAGUGUGAGGCCUACAACUCUGAGGGCCGCGACACACAACAAGGACGCAUCACCGUGCAAGCACAGCCAGAGUGGCUGCAAGUUAUGAGUGACUCUGAGGUGGAGAUCAGCUCUGAGCUGCACUGGACUUGUGUUGCAGCAGGCAAACCAAGACCCUCCAUACGCUGGCUACGCAAUGGACAGCCCCUCAGCACACAGGACCGGGUGGAGGUCAAUGGGGGUCGUCUGAAGGUCAUCAACCUGGCCCUGGAGGAUUCUGGGAUGUAUCAGUGUGUGGCUGAGAACAAACACGGCACCAUUUACUCCAACGCUGAGCUGAGGGUGCAAGUCCAAGUUCCAGACUUCCGCUCCAACCCGGUGAGGAGGCUUGUCCCAGCAGCCCGAGGGGGGCAGGUGAUGAUGGAGUGUCGGCCACGAGCCGCCCCCAAACCCACCCUGUUCUGGAGCCGCGGUACUGAGCUCCUUACCAACAGCAGCAGGGUGACAGUGACUCCAGACGGGAUGCUGCGGAUCCACAACAUCAGCAGGGCCGAUGAGGGGAAGUAUACCUGCUUUGCUGAGAACUACCUGGGCAAGGCCAACAGCACUGGACACCUCUCUGUUAGAGAUGCUACUAAGAUCACCUUGGCUCCCUCUAACGCUGACAUCAACCAGGGGGAGAACGUCACGCUGCAGUGUCACGCUUCACAUGACCCCACCAUGGACCUCACCUUCACCUGGGCUCUCAACGGAGCUCUGCUGGACCUGGAGGACCCCGGCGGACCGUACCAUCGCGUAGAGGGGAAGGAGACCGUAGGUGACCUGUUGAUAGUGAGUGGUCAUCUGAGUCAGGCAGGAACAUACAGCUGUACAGCUCAGACUGUGGUGGACAGCGCCUCAGCCUCCGCUAAACUGGUGGUCAGAGGUCCCCCGGGACCUCCAGGUGGUUUGGUGGUGAAGAACGUUGCCUCGACGUCGGUGGAGUUGCGUUGGAGUCGUGGCUAUGACAACCACAGCCCCAUCGGAAAGUAUGUUAUCAUGGGUCACUCUCCACUGUCUCCUGGUUGGAAGAGGAUGAGGACAGACCCAUCUAACAUUGAAGGCAAUGCUGAGUCGAUUCGUGUGGUUGGCCUGUUGCCAUGGAUGGACUAUGAGUUCCAGGUCAUUGCCAGUAACAUCCUGGGUAGUGGAGAGCCUAGUAUGUCCUCUCACACUAUACGCACCCAGCAAGCAGCUCCCACAGUGGCCCCUAGUGGACUAGGUGGAGGAGGAGGAGACCGCAACGAACUCAUCAUCACCUGGACGCCCAUGGCCAGAGAGUACCAGAACGGAGAUGGCUUCGGCUACAUCCUGGCAUUCCGGAAGCAGAACUCUCCAACGUGGGUGGUGGAGCGUGUUUCCAACGUGGAGUCGUCUCGCUACGUUUAUUCCAACCAGAGCCUGUCUCCCUACUGCCUCUUUGAGGUGAAGAUCAAAGCCUACAACCGUAAAGGAGAGGGUCCCUUCAGCCAGAUCGCUGUGGUGCACUCUGCAGAAGAGGAGCCCACGGUGGCGCCCUUGAGGAUCAAUGCCACGGCUCUGACAGCAUUCGAGAUGCAGGUGUCGUGGGACCCCAUCCAACAUCUCAGCACCAACGGUAUCCUCCAAGGAUAUGAGAUCCGGUACUGGCGUCAGCAUGAGCGGGAGGCAUCUGCAGACCGUGUGCGUACAGCUGGGCUUGAGACCACGGCUCGUGUGGUGGGAUUGAGACCCAGCACCCGGUACCAUGUUACCGUAAUGGCCUACAACAGCGCUGGCACAGGACCAGCCUCACCCAGAACCACUGUCACUACCAGGAGACCACCUCCUAAUCGUCCCCCUGGCAACGUGUCCUGGAAGACUGAUGGCUCAUGGGUAACUGUUAGGUGGGAUCAUGUCAAGACCCUAGACAAUGAAUCAGCCGUACUGGGUUACAAGGUCCUGUACAAGCACGAGGGCCAGUCUGCUCUGAAGGUUCUGGACAAGGGGAAGACGUCUGUGACCCUGCCACUACCUAAAGACAAUGGCUACGUGGUCCUGGAGAUACGCUCUUGGGGGGAGGGGGGCGACGGAGCCGCACAAGAGACCAUCGUCUCUCGAGACUCAGGAACUGGAAUGAUGGUGCAGAACCAGGCGGGAUCCCCAUGGUCCAAUCAUGCUCCUCUCCUGCUCACCGCCACACUCUCCAUCACUCUCAUUGGCUUACUGGACCUGUGAUCUACAACAAUCCCUGGACAUUAUGUUUCAUGAUCUAAGCCGAUUGGUCAAAUUCACCUAUCUGGAGUUUUGUUGGGGUGGGGUUAAGGGAUGAAUUUGAAUAGGUGGGGAGGGAUGUGUGGGGUAAUAUUUUGAAGCAAGGGGGAUGGUGGGAGUUGUCAAAAUGACUAAUGGUUACUUUAUUCUUUUUAUAAGAAAAUCAAAGAGGGUAAUUUUUUUAUGUGUGUGUCUAUGGGGUUUCAAGUGGGUCAGACUACCUGAUUGUCAGUUACAUUGGUGUCGUUAGAACCAUGCCUUAUGGGGAUAAGAGAGGCCUUUGUGCUUCACAGCAAUAGGUCACUCUCUCCAUGUCUCCUGGCUUUCCCUACUCUGCUAUAAACCCAAGGCUCACUGGCGUAUGUCACCCAAAUCAGCCUGUGUAUGUAGAGCAUCAUGUGUACAUACCAUUGAGAAUGAAAGAGGACUCUAGUGCCCAAAAGCACGUUCUAGCAAGGGCUGCGCAAUUGAGGACUUUCACCAUUUUGAAGUUGUCAAAUGGGUGGGACAUCCUAUGGGUUAAGGAAGGAUCACAUAAUUCCAUCCAGGUCCUCAGGAGGGAUCAGCCAAUGAAUUAUACUUGUGAUCAAACAUUCCGUAACUGCAGGUGGCAGUAAAUCGCCAACCUUCACUUUAUACCUGUUUAAGCAACACACUACCAUGUGGCAGUAUGCACCCUUUCAUUUUUUUUUUACCAACUCAUAGAAGUAGUAGUAGAAGAAAAUGUACUACCUCAAAAUGGAGAUGGUCUCAAUGGCGCUGCCCGUGCGCUCACAGACCCCAUAAUGGGACAGGUAAAAUGAUGAGUCCUCUGUAAUUAUCUAUGGUACACACAUACGGAACAGUAGACAACAUCUCUGGUUCUCUCAGACACUGACCAACUCAAACGUUUGUAUCUAGAAUAAGAUGAAGGGGGAUAAAACAGUGAUGUCAUAAAUGUCAUGAUUUUUGAGAAAGUCUACUUCAAAUGGAACUCACUGUAAAUAGAACGCUACCUUAGCCUACUGGUCUUUCUUAUGACACAGUCUCUGUUUAAAAUGGUCCCUUUUCUCUUUGGAUUGUCUACCUGUGUAUUUGUUUGGUUGCUUUAUUAUUUGUUUGCGAUGGCAGCAUCCGGAUGAAUAACUUUAAUGGUCCAAAUGAAUGUUUACCUUUUUUAUUGUUUAUGUUUAGAUGAGAGAACUCAACUUGAUAAAGAGCUUCAUCAGUUCUUUCAACAGCAAAAAUACGAUGAAAGUGUGAUCACCAAAGUACAGAGUUAUCGUUAGUAUUAUUAUUAAUGCCACCAUUAUUCUGUCACCCUUUAUCCAUGAACUUUUAUGUAACAUGUCCUGUUGUUCAUUAACUGUUAAUCAUGCAACACACCUGCCAUAAAUACUGUCUGUCUGAGAAGGGUUCACGGCAAGGAUACGACAUCUAAGGAACAUACUGCAUAUGCUAGUUAAUCAUGAAGCCCCUGUGAUAUUGAUUUGGGUGUAAAGCAAAGAUAAUUCCCGCAAGCUGUUUAGAUGUUCCCGAUGUUUCCAGAGUUACAAAAGCAACAUGUCAACAUGUCACGCCCUGACCUUAGAGAUCCUUAUUUAAUCUCUAUGUUUGGUUAGGUCAGGGUGUGACUCGGGUGGGAAAAUCUAUGUUUUCUAUUUCUUUGUUAUUUUUGCCACGUGUGGUUCCCAAUCAGAGACAGCUGUUUAUCGUUGUCUCUGAUUGGGGAUCAUAUACUGUAUAAGUUGGUAUUUUCCAUUUGGGUUUUGUGGGGUGUUAUUUUCUGUUUAGUUUCUGUGCCUGACGGAACUGUUCGCUUUCGAAUUUGUUAUUUUUGUUUGAGUGUCUCUUCAAAAAUAAACAUCAUGAACACUU
Molecule: messenger RNA, 5373 nt
Organism: Oncorhynchus mykiss (rainbow trout)
Lineage: Eukaryota; Metazoa; Chordata; Actinopteri; Salmoniformes; Salmonidae
Product: contactin-2
Biological process (GO): cell-cell adhesion; axon guidance; brain development
Cellular component (GO): axon; plasma membrane
Molecular function (GO): cell-cell adhesion mediator activity
Source: RefSeq, a predicted model, not a curated record